Molecule: messenger RNA, 3488 nt
Organism: Marmota monax (woodchuck)
Lineage: Eukaryota; Metazoa; Chordata; Mammalia; Rodentia; Sciuridae
Product: ligand-dependent nuclear receptor-interacting factor 1-like
Exons: 2
Coding region: 203-2482 (759 amino acids)
Biological process (GO): regulation of DNA-templated transcription
Molecular function (GO): nuclear retinoic acid receptor binding
Source: RefSeq, a predicted model, not a curated record
GGCUGCUCCACCUCCCUCGGAAGCUUGGGGAUACGCCCUCUCGAGAGCCUGAGGUCUCCCUCCGUUCCGCAUCUAACCCCUCACAAUUGCUGCAGGGCAACUGAAGCCCAAUAUUCUCUCGUUCUGAUUUUCGCUUCCUUGAGAACCUCGGCCCCACAUUCCCCACUUUACUGGAUGAUCUGUCCCUUCCCCACCCUCUAAAAUGUCCAAUAAUCUACAGAGGGUCUUCCUGAAACCCGCAGAGGAAAAUUCAGGCAACGCCUCACAUUGUGUUUCAGGCUGCAUGUAUCAAGUAGUUCAGACGAUUGGCUCGGAUGGAAAAAAUCUUCUGCAAUUACUUCCAAUUCCUAAUUCUUCUGGAAAUCUUAUCCCACUAGUUCAAUCUUCAGUCAUGUCUGAUGCUUUGAAAGGGAAUACAGGAAAACCAGUUCAAGUUACUUUUCAGACUCAGAUUUCCAGCUCUUCCACAAGUGCAUCAGUUCAAUUGCCCAUUUUUCAGCCAGCCAGUUCUUCAAAGUAUUUUCUUACAAGAACAGUAGAUACAGCAGAAAAAGGUAGAGUUACUUCUGUGGGAACUGAAAAUUUUACCUCAUCAGUUUCUAAAGUUAAGAGUCAUGGUGUGAAAAUUGAUGGACUCACCAUGCAAACAUUUGCUGUUCCUCCCUCAACACAAAAUGAUUCAUCUUAUAUUGUAGUCAAAACCCCGAAUCUUCCAAUGACUGUGAAGUCUCCAGUUUUGCCUUCCGGGCAUCAUUUACAAAUUCCAGCCCAUGCUGAAGUGAAAUCCGUACCUGCAUCAUCAUUGCCUCCUUCAGUUCAGCAAAAGAUACUUGCAGCUGCAACCACAAGUACCUCAGGAGCAGUUGAGUCCUCCCAAAUACCAACAGUUAUUUAUGUAUCUCCUGUAAAUACAGUGAAAAAUAUAGUUACCAAGAACUUUCAAAAUAUCUAUCCAAAACCUGUUAAAGAAAUAGCAAAGCCACUGAUACUAAAUACCACCCAAAUUCCAUCGAAAGUUGCUGCAGAGACACAAUUAAAAGGUGGUCAGCAUUCUCAAGCUGCUCCAGUGAAAUGGAUUUUUCAAGAAAAUCUACGGCCUUGUACUCCAUCUCUUGUUCCUGUUAAAUCUUCAAAUAAUGUGGCUUCAAAGAUUUUAAAAACUUUCGUAGAUAGGAAAAGUUUGGGAGAUAAUACUGUAAAUAUGCCACCAUUGAGUACCAUCAGUCCUAGUGGGACACAAUCCAUAAGUGUGCCAAUUAAAGAUAAUGCUUUGGUUAUGUUUAAUGGGAAAGUCUAUCUGUUGGCUAAAAAGGGGGCAGAUAUUUUGCCAUCACAAAUUGACCAUCAGAAUUCUGUUUCUCCUGAUAUUCCACUAAGAAAAAACACAUCACAGGUAGUGAGUUCAAGUCCAGUCACAGAAAUAUCCAGAGAGGUUGUAAAUAUUGUUUUGGCUAAAAGUAAAUCUUUACAGAUGGAGACAAAAUCACUUUCAAAUACCCAGCUUGCUUCCAUGAUUAAUCUAAGUGCAGAGAAGAAUAAAAUGUUCGAAAAAUCAUCUCUUUCUACCACAAACCCACAUAACAUGAAUCAAUCCAGUAACUACCUAAAACAGAGUAAGACUUUAUUCACAAAGCCAGUCUUUCCAGAUGGAUUUAGUACAGGACAGAAUGCCCCCAGAAAAGGAAAUACGAUCCAGAGCAUAGAGAAAAUAAAUUCCUCUGUUGAUGCAACAACUGUUACUUCACAACAGUAUGUUUUCAGAGACCAAGAAUCAAAGAUACAGAAUGAGAUGGCAUCAACAUUAGGAAAAGUCUCUCAAGGAAGAAAUGACAAGAAAGUCUCUCAAGGAAAUAGUGUUAAGGCAUCAUGUCUGAAGAGCGAUGCUGAAUUUAAAAAGAUAUUUGGUCUCACUAAAGAUUUGCGAGUGUGCCUUACUCGAAUUCCUGAUCAUUUGCACUCUGGAAAAAGUUUUGAUUCCUUUAGCAGUGUGAUGAAGAGUAGUACUAACACAGAGAAGGUGGUGAAGGAACAAGAGAGAAAACAGGGUUUUAAUAAGAAAAGAAAAGCAAAAAACAUGAAGAAGAUGGAUCACACAAAGAAGAGAAAAACCGAGAGUACCUGCAACACAGUCAUAAAUGGGGUAACUAUUGUCACCAGUUCCCAACCCCUCUGCAGUGUUUUACCGACUUCAGACUUAUCAAAAAAUAACAUUCCCACAAGCUGCAGCAAAACCAGAGAAGAAAAGAUAACUGAAGUAGAACACUAUUCCCACAAGAAGGAGGAGAAAGGUGCAUUGAGUUCAUAUGCAGCUUUUGAACAAAGUAAUUUCUUUAAUAAAAAAUAUACUGAAGAUAUUUUCCCAGUGACACCACCAGAAUUAGAAGAAACCGUCCGAGAUGAAAAAAUAAGAAGACUUAAACAAGUGCUAAGAGAGAAAGAAGCAGCUCUUGAAGAAAUGCGUAAGAAGAUGCACCAAAAAUAAUAAAAAUGUUAUGUACUGAAAGACUUUAAUAUGAAAUAACUGUGUUUUUUAAAUAGACUUUUGUAUUAGUAUAUUAUUCCACCCUUAUCUACCAGGAAUGCUUUUCAAAUGGAAGGUUCAAAAGUGGAGAUAGUACUGAACCCUGUAUACAAGCACUGUAAUACUGUUGACAGUCACUCUGAUAACAGUUACAUAAGUGAAUAAUGGUCAAGUAGCAGAUAUAGAGUGGAUACCCUGGACAAAGGGAGGAUUUAUGUCUUGAGCCAGGGGAGUGUAAGAUUUCAUCACACUACUCAAAAUGACAGAAUUUUUUAAAAAGUUAUAAAUUAUUUCUUUCUGGAAUGUUCUGCUUUAAUAUUUCUGGAUAGCAGUUGAUGGUGGAUAACUAAAAUCACAGAAAGCAAAACUGCAGAUAAACAGCGGGACUAUUGUUUGUUUUUUUUUUGUUUUUUUUUUUUGGAUUGAUUUUCUAAUUUAUUUUUUUUAAAUUUUUUAUUGUUGGUUGUUCAAAACAUUACAUAGUUCUUGAUAAAUCAUAUUUCACACUUUGAUUCAAGUGGGUUAUGAACUCCCAUUUUUACCCCAUAUACAGAUUGCAGAAUCACAUCAGUUACACAUCCAAUAUUGUUAAAUUAUAGAUGUAUUCUGAAAAUGAAACCUGUUCAUAUUCUUUGACAAUGAAACCUGUUUUUUUAUCAGUUGGUUAUAGAAUUUAAGAAAUACAGAAGAGGGUGAUUCAUGUAUGACUUGUGAAUAAUAUACAUGAGUUGUCUGAACCAUUUUCUUAGAUACCUUUUUCUGGAAGGAAAAAAUUUAUAUUUUUCUAUUAUUUUAACUGAAAACUUCCCAAGUUUGAAUAUUUGUAUAUAAGGUUUUUGUUAUUGUUGUAUCUUUAGCUAAAUUGCUCAGGUGUUACUCCAACAAUAGAUAAUUAGUGUGUACUAUUAAAAUUUUACAGUCCAAGAGAGGAAAUUAGCAGUAAACCUAAAUUUACCUUUGACUUUAA